AUGGCGCCAGAACUACCACCUCUGAGGGAAGCACUUCCCACUCACUUUGACCUCUUCUACGACGGGCAGUGGCACAAGCCUAAGGAUGGCUCCCGCCUAGAGACCAUCAGCCCCGGCACCGGAGAGGCCAUCACAACAAUAGCUCAGGCAAAGGUCGACGACGUCGAAACCGCGGUUCAGGCAGCCCACAACGCCUUUCUCUCCUGGAGAAACACAACAGUACAGGUCAGAGCAACCUACAUGCGCCGCGCGGCCGCGGUCCUGCACCAACACGCCGAGGAGCUGGCGCUCGUGGACGCGUACAACACGGGCAACCCCGUGGCCGAGAUGAUCAUGGAUGCACACACCGCCGGUAGCAGCCUCGAGUACUUCGCGGGGCUUGCGCCCAUGGUGCGCGGCGAGACGCUCCCGGGGACUUUCCGCCCGGACGAGUUCCUGCAUUACACCUUGCGCGAGCCCCUCGGGGUCGUGGGGCGCAUCGUCGCGUCCAACCACCCGCUCAUGUUUGCAGGUGCCAAGAUGGGAGCGCCGCUGGCUGCGGGGAACACGGUCGUCAUUAAACCUCCCGACCAGGCGCCCCUCGCGGUGCUCAGGAUGGCUGAGCUACUGGCCGACGUCUUCCCGCCCGGCGUCAUCAACAUCCUGCCGGGGGGCGCCGAGUGCGGCAGGGCACUGGCGGCACACCCGCUCGUGAAAAAGGUGACGCUCAUCGGCAGCGUACCCACCGGCAAAGCCAUCCAGCGAGACGCCGCGAACCACCUCAAGCCGACCCUUCUCGAGCUCGGAGGGAAGAACUGCCUCAUCGCCUACCCAGAUGCCGACGUCGAGAAGCUCGCUCAGGCCAUGAUGCGCGGUAUGAAUUUCACCUGGGCCGGGCAGAGCUGCGGCUCCAUGUCCCGUGUUUUCCUGCACGAGAGCCUCCACGACAAAGUCCUCCCGCGGGUCGUCGAGCUGGUCCAGGAGAAAUGCCAGCCGGGAGAUCCCACCGAUAUCAAAACCACCAUGGGGUCUAUGAUCAGCAAGGGGGCGCAGGAUCGUGUGCUGGGGUAUAUCGAGUCCGGCAAGGCCGAGGGAGCGAGGCUCGUCUGUGGAGGCGGGGCACCCACUUCUUUCAAGGAUGCACGCCUGGCGAAGGGGUUCUUCGUGGAGCCGACCAUCUUUGCUGAUGUGUUGCCUAGCAUGCGCAUCGCUCGCGAGGAGAUCUUUGGACCUGUCAUGUCCGUCUUUCGCUGGAGGGACGAAGACGACGUCUUCAAAAUCGCCAACUCGACUUCCUACGGCCUGACUGCGUCCAUCUUCACGAACGAUAUACUUACGGCCCAAAGAGCUACACGCCGAGUCGAGGCGGGUUAUGUCUGGGUCAACGAUGUUUCGAAGCACUUCUUAAACGUGCCGUUUGGAGGGCUCAAGGAAUCUGGUAUGGGCAGGGAGGAAUGCCUCGACGAAAUGCUGUCUUUCACUAACAUUAAGAGCAUAAGUUGGAAUUUGAUCGCAUGA
Messenger RNA from Diaporthe amygdali, 1497 nucleotides. RefSeq lists its product as uncharacterized. The record is from RefSeq and is a predicted model, not a curated record. The transcript has a single exon. Lineage: Eukaryota; Fungi; Ascomycota; Sordariomycetes; Diaporthales; Diaporthaceae. Gene Ontology annotation, molecular function: aldehyde dehydrogenase (NAD+) activity. The coding region runs from base 1 to 1497 and encodes 498 amino acids.